Messenger RNA from Fundulus heteroclitus (mummichog), 1280 nucleotides. RefSeq names its product 2,4-dienoyl CoA reductase 2, peroxisomal (gene decr2). Lineage: Eukaryota; Metazoa; Chordata; Actinopteri; Cyprinodontiformes; Fundulidae. The transcript is spliced from 9 exons. Gene Ontology annotation, biological process: fatty acid catabolic process. Gene Ontology annotation, molecular function: 2,4-dienoyl-CoA reductase (NADPH) activity. The record is from RefSeq and is a predicted model, not a curated record. Bases 34 to 933 code for a protein of 299 amino acids.
UGAAUGUGAUUGUUUUCGCUCGUUUCCAUCAGGAUGGCGGAGGUCAGGAAAAGAGAGGAGCUGCCUGAGGAUGUCGGCUCAGACGACUGCCUGGCUUCAUACACACACAUCUACAGUCCAGACUUACUGAGAGAUCAAGUGGCUUUCAUCACAGGAGGCGGGUCUGGAAUUGGACUUCGUAUAGCCGAGAUCUUCAUGAGACACGGCUGUGAUACUGUGAUAGCCAGCAGGAAUUUGGAGAAGCUCAAAGAGGCGGCGCUGAAGCUGUCGUCUGCGUCGGGGCGACGCUGCCUCCCGCUGCCUAUCGACGUCCGGCAGCCAGCGAGCAUCAUGGCGGCUGUAGAUGAGACGCUCCGAGAGUUUGGCCAUCUGGACAUCCUCAUCAACAAUGCUGCUGGAAACUUCCUCUGCCCUGCUUCGGCACUCUCCUUUAACGCUUUUAAAACCGUUCUAGAGAUAGACACCAUGGGGACGUUCAACACCAGCAAGGUGGUUUAUGAGAAGUGGUUCAAGGAUCACGGAGGCAACAUAGUCAACAUUUCUGCCACGCUUGCGUACCGAGGACAGGCCCUGCAGGUGCAUGCUGGCUCUGCUAAAGCAGCUAAUGAUGCCAUGACGAAGCAUCUGGCUGUAGAGUGGGGGCCCAGCGGGGUGAGGGUCAACGCUGUGGCCCCAGGACCGAUCUCUGGCACUGAGGGUUUCCGCAGGCUUGGAGGUUCUGGUGCCGAGGCUGCAGGUUCCUUCCAGUCCAUUCCUUUGCAGCGAGCUGGCAACAAGACGGAGAUGGCCCACUGCACGCUCUUCCUGGCCAGCCGGGCGUCCUCCUACAUGACCGGGGCCGUCCUGGUGGCGGACGGCGGGGCGUGGUUGACCUCGCCCAACGACGUCUCGGCGCUGUUGGGUAUAGCCUCCUCUAAAUCCGCUAAGCUCUGAGCAGGAGCUCUCCUGUCCUCCUCCUGACCAGGUUACUGGUCACCUGAACAGAGGAAGGACAAGUGAUCGGGAAAAAUCAGGACCUUUCUAAAGCAACGAUGCAGUUUACGAACAAUGGUGGAGGUUUAUUAUGCACACUGGUGCCUUUGGUGUGUGUUGCUAGGAGUCUAGUAGAUGCACAAAUAAACCAUAUACAUGUGAUCUAUAAGUAAAGGAACAAUUCAUCUAAUUGUGAAUGAAUAGUUUAACCAUUCCAGUGGUCAGUACGGUCAUAAAUUUCCCUACCGUCCUGUUUUUUAUUCCAAGUCUUUGUACUCACCAAUAAAAACCUUUCUAAUCAGCUUUUA